GUGAGAUUAUUCAGGGCGAAUAGAGCGAAAAGUUCGCGAGGUUGGUAUAUAUACUGGCAUUAUGCCCAUGUAAUCGUUUCUUCAAUAAGCAUCCCAGUACAUCAAGUCCCAGCCAGUAAAAUGACCACACUCUACCAACAGAGCAUUCCCGUGCUGGUCAAGUACCUCAAGAAUCUUUCUUUCAUGCUUCAAAAGGGCGCCAAGUUCUGUGAUGACAAAGAAAUGAAACAUGAAGAUCUUCUAACAUACCGCUUGAUCUCCGAUAUGAGAGGACUUCCCUACCAAGUCCAAUCCUGCUCCAACACAGCCAAAUUCCUCGCCUCACGCCUCGGCGCACAAAACAUUCCUACAUUCGAAGACGACGAACAAACAUUCGAACAGCUCCAAGCACGUAUCACCCGCACAAUUGAAGUUCUUGAGGGUGUAGACCCAGAAGUCAUCAAUGGCAAGGAGAAUGAGGAGAUUCUCAUGGAGACCAAGAUGGGAAACUUCCGUUUCACGGGUCAGCGAUACGUGAGCGAAUAUGUAAUCCCCAAUUUCCAUUUUCACCUCACAAGUGCGUAUUGUAUCAUGCGCACACAGGGUGUUCCAUUGGGUGCAUUUGACUACCUGAAGGAUGUUUUUGAGAAGGUUUGAGAGUUUGUAUGCGAGAAGAGAGGAUAUUCAUCAAAGGAGGGGCGGGAAUUGCCCGAUGAGGAAAUUUCUCUUAAGAACUCAGCUAGACAAGCCAUUCAGAAACAAGACU
This is a messenger RNA of Fusarium redolens, 745 nucleotides long. RefSeq lists its product as uncharacterized. The transcript is spliced from 2 exons. The record is from RefSeq and is a predicted model, not a curated record. NCBI's taxonomy places the organism in Eukaryota, Fungi, Ascomycota, Sordariomycetes, Hypocreales, Nectriaceae. Bases 121 to 636 code for a protein of 171 amino acids.